AUGGGUGCUCCAUCUGGAACACAAAAGCAGGAGCAAACUGAAAUACUCUUUCAGCAGUUUGGUAUCAACUACAAGGACCUUCCGCAGAUUUUUCGUCAAGGGUCUUGUGCCAUCAAGAUAAAGGUGGACGAUAUUGUGAAAUACCGUGAAGCUGGCACUCCUGUUAAAAGACCAAGGAAGAAAGCAAUCAUAGCUCACUCAGAAAAUGUAGCAACAAAAAGGUUCUGGAAUAACUACACAUGCCUUACCGAGGAACUUGGUUCGCUCGCUGAAGGGAUUAACAAGAUUAAACCCGAGUAUUUGAGGUCUUUCCAAUUUGAAAGCAGGUUGAUGUUAUCUACUUGGAUUGUAGUCCGGGUAGACGGUUGUCAUUUCCACAGGUUUUGUGAAGAUAAUGGCUUUCAGAAGCCAAAUGAUGAACAGGCACUGAAACUUAUGAACUCUUGUGCGGUUUCUUUGCUGGAGAUGUUUAAGGACAUUAUCUUUGCAUAUGGGAUGAGUGAUGAAUACAGCUUUGUUUUGAAGAAAGAUUCUCUAUUGUAUCAGAGGUGGUCAAGUGAAAUCGUCUCAGCUGUUGUAUCUCUUUUCUCUUCCAUGUAUGUGAUGAAGUGGAAAGAGUUUUUUCCUGAGAAAGAGUUUAAAGAACCACCUUAUUUUGAUGGACAAUCUGUUUGCUAUCCAUCAUCUGAGAUUCUUCGAGAUUACUUGGCUUGGAGACAAGUUGAUUGUCACAUAAACAAUCAGUACAAUACUUGUUUCUGGCUGCUUGUUAAGUCUGGAAAGAGCAGAACUGAAGCACAAAGCUCUCUGAAGGGUACUCAAACUCAAGAAAAAAAUGAAUUGCUUGCCAAGUUUGGCAUUGAUUACAAUGCGUUGCCAAUUAUCUUUCGGAUGGGGUCCUCUGUUUUCCGGGACAGAGAUGAACCAACAGGAAAUGACAGAGUAGUUGUUGAACACUGUAACAUAAUUGAGACGAGCUUUUGGAAAGAACAUCCAAGAAUACUCGAUGAGGAGGAAUCAUUGCUAACAAUUUUACGGCCCCAUAGCAAUAAAAUGCUUCGAUUGUCUUGAAGUUGAGGAGCUGCUACCUAAGUUAUUAACCAUAUCCAGUUUUAAUCACAUUAGAAAAAUAGUUCCAAACUUUGUCAAAUAUGUAGAUUAGCCAUUUGAUUUUGAUUUUUUCCCUUCACUCUUUUUCUUCUUUUAGAGAUUUGUCUAACAGAACUCUCCUGUAUAUUGCAGUUCACUCAAGUUCAUUUAGUAAACAAGAUUUUUGUGUUGUAUCA
Solanum verrucosum is the source of this 1286-nucleotide messenger RNA. RefSeq names its product tRNA(His) guanylyltransferase 1-like. The transcript has 9 exons. Gene Ontology annotation, biological process: tRNA modification. Bases 1 to 1071 code for a protein of 356 amino acids. Gene Ontology annotation, molecular function: magnesium ion binding; tRNA guanylyltransferase activity. NCBI's taxonomy places the organism in Eukaryota, Viridiplantae, Streptophyta, Magnoliopsida, Solanales, Solanaceae. The record is from RefSeq and is a predicted model, not a curated record.